AUGCAAUCAGAGAGAGAGGAGGAUAUGAAUUAGAACAAAAAUAGAUUAAUCUAAAUAGUUGAUUGGAAAGAAGAGAUAAAAAAUAAAUAAGUAAUUUAUAUAGAACCUAAUUAAUUUAAAUAAAAAGGCAGGAAUUUUAAUCAAAGAAAUUAUGGAGUUACAAUAGAUUAUAGAUUUAUAAAUACAAUUUUAGAGAAUGAUUUUUUAGAGAGUCAGCAUUUACAAUUUUAUAUGAAUGUAUUCAAAGAAGUGUAUAAGAAAAAAAUAGCAGCAGCUUUUUGUCAUUUUUUUUCAGAAUUUUAUACAUAAUCAACUGAAUAAAUAUAUUUAAAUUUUAAUAACUUUAAUAAAAAGGAUGAUGAGAAAAUUUAAAAUGAAUAUUAACAUUAAUAAUUAAAAUAAUAAAGUUAAAAACCAAUAUAAUUGGCUCAACCUGAUGAAAUCAAAAAAAAAAUUGAAGACUAACCAGAAAUAAAAAUUGUAUAAAUUAAAGAGGACAAAAAUUAAAUGUAACAAUAAUUAAAAACUGAUUAAAAUGAAGAUCGAUAAUAAAAUGAUAGUGAAAAUAUUGAAGCUGCAAAAGAAAUUGAAAAAACAAAUAUUAUGAAUAAUGAAGACAUAAACUAAAUUUCUCAAUAAUAAAAUAUUGAAUAACAUGAAGUUCAAUAAAAAAAUGAUAGUAAAAUUAUUGAAGCUGAAAAACAAAUUGAAAAAACAAAUACUAUGAAUAAUGAAGACAAAAAUUAAAAUCCAGUUAUUAAUGAAGACACUAACGAGAAGAAACAAUAAUAAAAUACUGAAUAACAUGAAGAUCAAUAAAAAAAUGAUAGUAAAAUUAUUGAAGCUGAAAAACAAAUUGAAAAAACAAAUACUAUAAAUAAUGAAGACAAAAAUUAAAAUCCAGUUAUUAAUGAAGACACUAACGAGAAGAAACAAUAAUAAAAUACUGAAUAACAUGAAGAUCAAUAAAAAAAUGAUAGUAAAAUUAUUGAAGCUGAAAAACAAAUUGAAAAAACAAAUACUAUAAAUAAUGAAGACAAAAAUUAAAAUCCAGUUAUUGAUGAAGACACUAACGAAAAGAAACAAUAAUAAAAUACUGAAUAACAUGAAGAUCAAUAAAAAAAUGAUAGUAAAAUUAUUGAAGCUGAAAAACAAAUUGAAAAAACAAAUACUAUAAAUAAUGAAGACAAAAAUUAAAAUCCAGUUAUUGAUGAAGACACUAACGAAAAGAAACAAUAAUAAAAUACUGAAUAACAUGAAGAUCAAUAAAAAAAUGAUAGUAAAAUUAUUGAAGCUGAAAAACAAAUUGAAAAAACAAAUACUAUAAAUAAUGAAGACAAAAAUUAAAAUCCAGUUAUUGAUGAAGACACUAACGAAAAGAAACAAUAAUAAAAUACUGAAUAACAUGAAGAUCAAUAAAAAAAUGAUAGUAAAAUUAUUGAAGCUGAAAAACAAAUUGAAAAAACAAAUACUAUAAAUAAUGAAGACAAAAAUUAAAAUCCAGUUAUUAAUGAAGACACUAACGAGAAGAAACAAUAAUAAAAUACUGAAUAACAUGAAAAUCAAUAAAAAAAUGAUAGUAAAAUUAUUGAAGCUGAAAAACAAAUUGAAAAAACAAAUACUAUAAAUAAUGAAGACAAAAAUUAAAAUCCAGUUAUUGAUGAAGACACUAACGAAAAGAAACAAUAAUAAAAUACUGAAUAACAUGAAGAUCAAUAAAAAAAUGAUAGUAAAAUUAUUGAAGCUGAAAAACAAAUUGAAAAAACAAAUACUAUGAAUAAUGAAGACUAAAAUUAAAAUCCAGUUAUUAAUGAAGACACUAACGAGAAGAAACAAUAAUAAAAUACUGAAUAACAUGGAGAUUAAAAAAAAGAUGAAUCAAAUAGCCUUGCUAGUACUCAACUCUAACUUUAAUUUGAUUAAAAAAAAUAAAAUACAGAACAUAUAAAUCCUUAACAAAAUUCUUAAAAAUAAACUCAGACUUAACAAAAUCCUUAAUAAGAAACAUAAAUUUAACAAAAUACUUAAUAAAAAAAGUAAUUUACAUUUGUCGUCACAAAUAUGUUUAUUGACAAACCUAAAAAAGAAAAAUUUUAAAUUAAUAAAUUACCUGAUUUAUUAAAAUAAUUUGCUGAAAUGAAUAAUCUCACUUCUAUUUAGGAUUUAAAAACUUAAGAUUUUUUAUAUUUCCCUAUUAAUUUAAGUUAAGCUCAUUGGAUAAGUGCCGUUAUUAAUUUAAUAGAUAAGAAAAUAUAUUAUUUUGACUCAUAUUAUGAAAGUGUUGAUUCUGAUGUAAAAGAAGGCAUAUUUAAAAUACUAGAGAGUUUAGAUUUUGACCGCAAUUCUUUUUAAUUUGAACCAAAAUGGAAUAAAUAAUUAAAUGGGUAAAAUAUAUUUUUAAAUUAGAUAUGAUUGUGGUAUCUUUAUUUUAUUAUCAUUAUUAUUCACUUAUUAAGGAGAUUUAAAGUAUCCAUAUAAUUAGAGUAGAGCGACUUAAUUUAGAUCUAGAAUUUUAUACGAUUUGGCUAUUGUUGGUUCUUAGAUGUAAUUAACAUAAGAAUUAUUUUAAUCAAUAAUAAAAUGA
This is a messenger RNA of Paramecium sonneborni, 2584 nucleotides long. Lineage: Eukaryota; Ciliophora; Oligohymenophorea; Peniculida; Parameciidae. The record is from the annotation of a GenBank genome assembly.